Molecule: messenger RNA, 2392 nt
Organism: Periconia digitata
Lineage: Eukaryota; Fungi; Ascomycota; Dothideomycetes; Pleosporales; Periconiaceae
Source: the annotation of a GenBank genome assembly
AUGCUUAUCUGUCCUCGCAGAGUGCGACCGGUACUACCCUUGUACAGUCACCUCACCCAGCGGCAUUCUACCAAUUCGUACCUAUCAACUAUGACUACGUCCGACUUUAAGGGACACUGCCCUAUCGGAGACUUCGAUAUCAACAAAGCACACGCAGUAAUAAGUAACGACCCAGAGAAGAUUUACAAUGAGUACCAAUACCUUCGACAAGAAUGCCCACUGAUAUACACCUCUCAAUAUGGCGGGUACUGGAUAAUGUCGCGGUACGAAGACGUGAAAAGAGCCGCGCUCGACUCCGAAACCUACAUCUCAUCCGUCAAAGCAGUAGUACCCAGCGACCCACGAGGAAUCCGCCGACCGCCACUAAACUUCGACGCCCCAGCGCACACGCCGUUCCGAACCGCGCUAGAACGGACCUUGAAGCCCUCGAGGAUAAGAAGACUUGCAGAGCCAUUGCAACGGCAUGCUGAGACCGAACUUGCUCCGUUACUUGCGACCGGGAGGGGAGAUAUCAGUGCGCAGUUUGGCGCGAAUUACGUGGCGCGUGUUGAAACGGAGUGGUUGAAUCUCGACCCCGAUGUGGCGCCUAAACUCGCAACGACGGCUGCGGCGUGGCUUAAUGCGUGGAGAAUGCAAGAUGGGGAGACGGUGACGGCGAAUUCGAUGAAGAUGUAUCAGAUUGCGAGGGAUUUGUUGGCUGACCGGCGGGCGAAUCCGAGGGAUGCUGAGGAGGAUCCGGCGUCGUCGUUGUUGCUUGAGACAGAUCCCGAGGGCAAUCCUCUGAGCGAGGAACACCUGGUCGGAUGUCUACGUCAGUCCUUGGUCGUUGGCGUGGUUGCCCCACCGAUCUUGAUCGGCUCCAUCUGCAAACAUCUCGCAGAAGACAAAAAUCUCCAAAAAAGGCUUCGAGAAGAUGAAUCACUGAUACCAGCCGCUUUGGAGGAGUUUUUACGAUUGUACAGUCCGUAUCGAGGAUUUGCGCGGACAGUCUCGAAAGAGGUUCACUUGCACGGUCAAACCAUCCGGCCACGGGAACCCAUCACGCUGAAUUAUACUUCUGCAAAUCGCGAUCCAGAGAUAUUUGAGAGCCCAGAGGAGUUUAUCUUACACAGAGAAAACAUCGCCAUGCAUCUAGGGUUUGGUCGCGGUAGGCAUAGAUGCGUAGGAAUGCCUUUGGCUCGACUUGCUGUAGAGACAGUGAUAAAGGUUUUGCUGCGCAGCACUCGUGACUUUGAAGUUGAAGGUCCACUUCAGUACUCUCGUAUGCCAGAACUAGGUAUAAUUAGUUGCCCGAUGCGGUUUUCUUGAUCAAGAAUUGUGCAAUAUAUUCCAUUAGUUUGUACACCGACGAGCAAUGUCUACUUCUAUCUGACAGUGAAGAAUUUCAAUCUGCCAUCUAUUUACACGUUGGUUAGCUUCAAGCGCACAUAAAUCGCGAUUCAAGAACUCUUCUCAAGGACUGUAAAAGUUGCCCCAGAACCACAUACCCGUGUCUGCCGAUAUUCACCACCCUUGCGUAUACAGCUUUUUCAUUUUCACUUCAUCAUGACCUGCCUGAUUCUAGCCAGAGAGACCCAUAACAUCAAUUGAUGUUGCCAACUGAAUUCGAUGGUUGUCUAACCGUAUUUGGAAUCACUUGCCCGAUACGGACUAGAAAGGAAGCUGUGAAGGCACCCAUGGGGUUGUUGCCUUGAAACUUCGUAUUGCUCCUCCCAUUACCUCUCAGGUAUAUUAUCUGCGCUGCACCAUAAUCCAUUCGUUGCCUAUCUUUUCCAUCAAACCUCUCCCUCAACAUCUGCCAUCACACGCCGUUCUUUGAAGCCUCAGAUCGACUCGCGCGAGAUGGAUUCGACCAGCGCUGUAACACGGGUGUUCUCAAUCAGAGAACUUGUCGAGGAGAUCUUCAUCCAGGGCGACUUCGGACCCCUCCAUCUUUUCAAAGCACGUCGCGUCAAUCGCAUGUUCAAUUCCGUCGUCACCAACGCAGCCGUGUGCCGUAAAGCAUUGUGGCUUACUCCAAACUUCCCACCAGACCCGACAAAUGUGGAUGUACAGUCCGUCCAGUUCAACCCAUGGCUGGAGUACCUGUUUCCUGUACAGACCAGGACUUAUUUUGAUCGUAUUCGCCAACGAGAUACCCAUGGGUUCAAUCAUCCAUUUCCUAGACUCGACGCGCUCGAUCGGCGCGAUUGCGUUCUCUUUUCAGGGAAGAUAUGCAAGACUUGUUACUCCACAUCCAUCCAUCUCCACAGUCUGCCUGAUGAAGGUUGUUACCUACAUCUCCCGCUUAUUGAGACCCACGGAGCGAAAGAUCUCUUUCCGCCGCAACAGUUGUAUCAGGACGCAGUGUGGCGGAAAAUGUACCCAUCCAACCCAGUCGUACCUGUUCACG